Molecule: messenger RNA, 2348 nt
Organism: Pipistrellus kuhlii (Kuhl's pipistrelle)
Lineage: Eukaryota; Metazoa; Chordata; Mammalia; Chiroptera; Vespertilionidae
Gene: ALOX5
Product: arachidonate 5-lipoxygenase
Exons: 14
Coding region: 56-2080 (674 amino acids)
Biological process (GO): lipid oxidation; linoleic acid metabolic process
Cellular component (GO): nuclear envelope
Molecular function (GO): protein binding; arachidonate 5-lipoxygenase activity; iron ion binding
Source: RefSeq, a predicted model, not a curated record
GGACCGGCGCGGAGGGACCAGGCGGAGGCUCCCGCUCCGAGCCUUGGCCGCCGCCAUGCCCUCCUACACGGUCACCGUGGCCACCGGCAGCCAGUGGUUCGCGGGCACCGACGACUACAUCUACCUCAGCCUGGUGGGCAGCACGGGCUGCAGCGAGAGGCACCUGCUGGACAAGGCCUUCUACAACGACUUCGAGCGCGGCGCGGUGGAUUCUUACGACGUGACGGUGGACGAGGAGCUGGGCGACAUCCAGCUGGUCAAAAUCGAGAAGCGCAAGUACUGGCUGCAUGAUGACUGGUACCUGAAGUACGUCACGCUGAAGACGCCCUCGGGGGACUACAUCGAGUUCCCCUGCUACCGCUGGCUCACCGGGGAGGGCGAGGUGGUGCUCCGAGACGGCCGAGCAAAGCUGGCCCGCGAUGACCAGAUUCACAUUCUCAAGCAGCACAGGCGCCUAGAACUGGAAACACGGCAGAAACAGUACCGGUGGAUGGAAUGGAACCCUGGGUUCCCCUUGAGCAUCGACGCCAAGUGCCACCGGGACUUGCCUCGUGACAUCCAGUUCGACAGUGAGAAGGGCGUGGACUUCGUUCUGAACUACUCGAAAGCGAUGGAGAACCUCUUCAUCAACCGCUUCAUGCACAUGUUCCAGUCGUCCUGGAGCGACUUCGCUGACUUCGAGAAGAUCUUCGUCAAGAUCAGCAACACCAUUUCUGAGCGGGUCAUGAACCACUGGCAGGAGGACCUCAUGUUCGGCUACCAGUUCCUGAACGGCUGCAACCCCGUGCUGAUCCGGCGCUGCACCGAGCUGCCCGCGAAGUUGCCGGUGACCACGGAGAUGGUGGAGUGCAGCCUGGAGCGGCAGCUCACCCUGGAGCAGGAGGUCGAGCAAGGGAACAUCUUCAUCGUGGACUUUGAGCUGCUGGACGGCAUCGAUGCCAACAAAACAGACCCCUGCACGCUGCAGUUCCUGGCCGCUCCCAUCUGCCUGCUGUACAAGAACCUGGUCAACAAGAUGGUCCCCAUCGCCAUCCAGCUCAACCAAGUGCCAGGAGACGAAAACCCCAUUUUCUUUCCUUCGGAUUCAAAGUACGACUGGCUUCUGGCCAAGAUCUGGGUGCGCUCCAGUGACUUCCACAUCCACCAGACCAUCACCCACCUCCUGCGCACGCACCUGGUGUCCGAGGUGUUCGGCAUCGCCAUGUACCGCCAGCUGCCCGCUGUGCACCCCGUUUUUAAGCUCCUGGUGGCGCAUGUGCGGUUCACCAUCGCCAUCAACACCAAGGCCCGGGAGCAGCUCAUCUGCGAGUACGGCCUCUUUGACAAGGCCAAUGCCACAGGGGGCGGUGGGCAUGUGCAGAUGGUGCAGAAGGCCAUGCAGGAGCUGACCUACACAUCCCUGUGCUUCCCCGAGGCCAUCAAGGCACGGGGCAUGGACAGCACAAAGGACAUUCCCUACUACUUCUACCGCGACGACGGGCUCCUGGUGUGGGAAGCCAUCAGGGCGUUCACGGCCGACGUGGUGGGCAUCUACUACGAGAGUGACCAGGUGGUGGAGGAGGACCCGGAGCUGCAGGCCUUCGUGAAGGAUGUGUACGUGUACGGCAUGCGGGGCAGGAAAGCCUCAGGUUUCCCCAAGUCCAUCAAGACCAGGGAGCAGCUGUCCGAGUACCUGACGGUGGUGAUCUUCACGGCCUCCGCCCAGCACGCAGCGGUGAACUUCGGCCAGUACGACUGGUGCUCCUGGAUCCCCAACGCGCCCCCAACCAUGCGGGCCCCGCCGCCCUCGGCCAAGGGCGUGGUCACCAUUGAGCAGAUCGUGGACACACUGCCAGACCGAGGCCGCUCCUGCUGGCACCUGGGUGCCGUGUGGGCACUGAGCCAGUUCCAGGAAAACGAGCUGUUCCUGGGCAUGUACCCGGAGGAGCAUUUCAUUGAGAAACCCGUGAAGGAGGCCAUGGCCCGAUUCCGCAAGAACCUGGACGGCAUCGUCAGCGUGAUCGCCGAGCGCAACAAGAACAAGAAGCUGCCCUACUACUACUUGUCUCCGGACCGCAUCCCCAACAGCGUGGCCAUCUGAGCCGCUGGCUCCGGCCGCCUGCUCCAGGUGCUGUUCGCACCCAGACUCCAGCCUCUCAGCUCCCAAGGCGGCCACGGGGCAGGCCUCCCGGCAUCCUCCCAAGCCCACCGGGACUCCUGGGAAAUUUGCCCGCAGGGCCCAGGCUCACUGGCUUCACCAAAGCUGCCCCGGUGGCCACAGGGUCGCUAAGCUUCGGUGCUCACUCCUUUCUGUUCCGUCUCAGUGAAGCCCGUUCUCCGAUCACCGCGGCAGCUCUGCAGGGCCCUCC